This is a messenger RNA of Hirsutella rhossiliensis, 1131 nucleotides long. RefSeq lists its product as uncharacterized. The record is from RefSeq and is a predicted model, not a curated record. NCBI's taxonomy places the organism in Eukaryota, Fungi, Ascomycota, Sordariomycetes, Hypocreales, Ophiocordycipitaceae. Bases 1 to 1131 code for a protein of 376 amino acids. The transcript is spliced from 2 exons.
AUGUCUCGCGCUCCCAAGCCUCCCCGCGCAUGCAUCGGCAACCCGUCGUUCCGGCCCCAAGAGGUCAUCAAGGACACGGCCUUGCAGAAGCAGGCGCUGCGUCUGCUAUCUACCAACGACCUCGCCGGCGCCAGCCGCCUCCUGCUCGGUCUCCCGGAACACGACGGCUACACAUACCACGCCACGGCAAGUGUCAGCCUGGCCGAGGCCCAGCAAGUCGUCGACCUGGGCGGCGUCAACGGCCUGCACACCUGGUACCGCGCCGAGGAUGGCUCUCCUAGAGAUCCCCCUCCGCAGCCCGACAUUGAGGCCUACAUCUCCAUCUUCAGCCCGUCGACGGCCACGGCCUCGGCCCUGAAGAACUUUGGCACCAAUGCCAAAAAGGCGUCCAUCCGCUCCGACGUGGCUGCCCACCUCAGUCAGACGCGAUACAUCCACCCCGCCCUGUCGUCCAGAUUGACGGUGCCCAAGUCCAGAGCACCGCCCUGCCAGAACCCCUACCUUGACUUUUGGACAUGGGCCUGUCGCAACUUGGAAUGGUGCGGCCCCUGCGAGUCGUCGGAGAGAGUGGCCACGAGCCAUCAUGUCCUGCCCAUCUUGAUGCACCACUUUGGCUGUGCCACCCCGUCCCACGAGAGUCUCGAGCUUCUCAAGACGCUGGCGGCCGGGCGAGCCGUGGCCGACGUGGGCUCGGGCAAUGGCUACUGGGCCUUUAUGCUGCGCUGCUACGGCCUGACGGUGCAUGCCGUCGAUAGCAUGCAGAGCGAGUGGAGGGUCAACUGGGUCGACGACACCGUCAUCAUGGACGGCACAAGGUGGCUGCGCAACAACGCCCACGGCAAGGACCUGGUUCUGCUCCUCGUGUAUCCCGUCGUUGGCCCGGCCGACGGCACCUUUACUCGCAGCCUGGUCGAGAGCUACCGGGGAGACACGAUUGCCGUGGUUGGGACGCAGAACGGCAACGGAUACACGGGCUUCCGGAGCAUGACAAUGGACCAGUACAUGGCAAGGGAGCACAGGGAAUGGACAAGGGUUGUGCAGAUUCCCUUGCCGAGCUUUGCGGGCAAGGAUGAGGCUCUAUUUGUCUUUCAGCGAGGCCAUCGGGCGCCGCGGGAGGAGGCGGCUCAAUGA